Molecule: messenger RNA, 5331 nt
Organism: Bursaphelenchus xylophilus (pine wood nematode)
Lineage: Eukaryota; Metazoa; Nematoda; Chromadorea; Rhabditida; Aphelenchoididae
Source: the annotation of a GenBank genome assembly
AUGGGUAAAUUUUUAAAUUUUUUGUUAUUUUUCAAAUUCUUAGAGAUUUUUUUAGUCAAAUUAUGUUUGAUUAUAAUGUAAACGAUGUAAUAAGCAAUGUUCAGGUAAUCAGGUCUCCCAAGAAGAGCUCCCAUCCCCAAUGGAAAAGCCGGAAGUCCCGCCAGUCACGGUGUUGGUCACCGGAGGCUCGGGAUUGGUCGGGAAAGCCAUCGAAAAGGUAAAAUACGUGCUGCAAAGCGUGUGGCGAAUGCAAAAAUCAAUUUUUUGUACAGGAGAAAGAGUUUUUGAUUCGUUUUUUUUUUUGAAAUUUUUCGGUUUUUUUCAUAAAAUUUUUUUUUUUCAUAAAAAUUUUUUUUUCAAAAAUCAUGAAAUUUCGCCCAGACAAUCAUAAAAUAUUUUUCAAAAAAGUUCAUUUUUCCCCAAAAAAUCCCAAUUUUUUCUAAUUACCGGCGGCUCGGGAUUGGUCGGAAAAAGCGAUCGAAAAGGUAAAAUACGCUCGUCCUUGGUUGUAGAUGUGAAAAUCGAUUUAUUAUGAAGGAUGACGAAUUUUUUAUCCUAUUUUUUUUUUUGAAAAAAAAUCGAAUUUUUCCAAGAAAAAAUCAAGAUUUUUACAAAAAUCAUGAAAUUUCGCUCGAAUUUUCAUAAAAAAUUUACUAGAAGUUCUUUUUUCCCCAAAAAAAUCUCAUUUUUUACCCAAAAAAAAUUAUUUUCCCCCAAAAAAAUCUUAUUUUUCCCCCAAAAAAAAUUUAAUUUUCCCACCAAACAAUCCCAAAAAAUACUAUUUUUUUCAAUUUCAGGUAGUAACAGACCCCGCGAAUCGCCGUCGAAAUGAGAAAUUUGUCUUUAUCAACUCGAAGGAAUGCGAUUUGACCAAUUUGGAGGCCACGAAAGCACUCUUCGAACGAGUCAAACCCACCCAUGUGAUCCAUUUGGCUGCCCGAGUCGGCGGAUUGUUCGAUAAUAUGAACCAUAAUCUCGAAUUCUUCCAGUUGAAUAUGGUAAGAUCGAUUUUUGAGGCUGAAAUAUUGUGAGCAAAAAAAAUUUUUUUUGAUGCAAUUUUUUUGUCAAAAAGUGAUUUGCACUGUGCGAAAAAAGCCAGGGUGCGAGCGACAGCCCAGAAAAGCCUAUUGCACCGUGCAAAAUGCGAGAAAUUGCACAGUGCAAAGUGCCCUUUUGUUUUCGCACAGUGCAUGUCGCUGAAUUAACAUUUGGCGUUUGCACUGUGCGAAAAAAGCCAGGGUGCGAGCGACAGCCCAAAAAAGGCCAAUUGCACCGUGCAAAAUGCGAGAAAUUGCACAGUGCAAAGUGGAAUUCCAUCGAUUGCGACCCCGCAUCGAUUGCGACCCAGCAUCGAUUGCGACCCAAAAUGGGGUAAAGCGACCCCGGGAUGAAAAUUCUUUGAUUCUCUUCGGGAAAAACUUGCUUUAGGGGUUUUCGAGGGUGCUGAUUUCGAAAAUGAUGUUCAUUUUUCCUCUAGUACUACAUAGUGCUGUCUGAUACUAUAUAGUACGAAGUGAAAAUAUCGCUUUUGACGUUAAAUGCUCGAUUUAGGGGUUUUCGAGGGUGCUGAUUUCGAAAAUGAUGUUCAUUUUUCAACUAGUACUACAUAGUACGGUCUGAUACUAUAUAGUACGGAGUGAAAAUAUCGCUUUUGACGUUAAUGGUGUUGUUUUGAUGCUUAGUACUCUUCAAAAACACGUUUUAAAGACUUGGUGCUAUAUAGUACUAUCUGAUACUAUGUAGUACGAGGUGUAAAGUUGGCCUCUAGGCGUUUGUGGUGUUGUUCUGGUGUUUAGUACGCCUAUUUUUACUUCGUACUAUAUAGUAUCAGACAGUACUAUAUAGCACCAAGUCUUUAAAACGUGUUUUUGAAGAGUACUAAGCAUCAAACCAACACCAUUAACGUCAAAAGCCAUAUUUUCACUUCGUACUAUAUAGUAUCAGAGAGUACUAGAUAGCACCAAGUCUUUAAAACGUGUUUUUGAAGAGUACUAAGCAUCAAACCAACACCAUUAACGUCAAAAGCCAUAUUUUCACUUCGUACUAUAUAGUAUCAGACAGUACUAUGUAGUACUAGAGGAAAAAUGAACAUCAUUUUCGAAAUCAGCACCCUCGAAAACCCCUAAAGCAAGUUUUUCCCGAAGAGAAUCAAAGAAUUUUCAUCCCGGGGUCGCUUUACCCCAUUUUGGGUCGCAAUCGAUGCGGGGUCGCAAUCGAUGCGAGGUCGCAAUCGAGCGGGGUCGCAAUCGAAGGAUUCCUGCAAAGUGCCCUUUUGUUUUCGCACAGUGCGUGUCGCUGAAGUGCUUUUUGGUUUUUGCACUGUGCGAAAAAAGCCAGGGUGCGAGCGACAGCCCAAUAAAAAAAGCCUAUUGCACCGUGCAAAAUGCGAGAAAUUGCACAGUGCAAAGUGCCCUUUUGUUUUCGCACAGUGCGUGUCGCUGAAGUGCUUUUUGGUUUUUGCACGGUGCGAAAAAAAGCCAGGGUGCGAGCGACAGCCCGAAAAAGCCUAUUGCACCGUGCAAAAUGCGGGAAAUUGCACAGUGCAAAGUGCCCUUUUUGUUUUCGCACGGUGCAUGUCGCUGAAUUAACCUUUGGCGUUUGCACUGUGCGAAAAAAGCCAGGGUGUGAGCGACAACCCAAAAAAAGCCUAUUGCACCGUGCGAAAUGCGAGAAAUUGCACAGUGCAAAGUGCCCUUUUGUUUUCGCACAGUGCGUGUCGCAAAAUCAUCCGUUCCCAAAGUCGCUGCUGUGAUUUCGGCGACUGUGAGAAAACAAAAGUUCGGCUUGCACUGUGCACCAUGCAAUUGGCUUUUGUGGUGUCGCUCGCACCCUGACUUUUUCUGCACGGUGCAAACACCUUAAUUCAGCGACAUGCACUGUGCGAAAACAAAAAGGCACUUUGCACUGUGCGAUUUUUUGCGUUUUGCACCGUGCAAUGGGCUUGUUUGGGCUGUCGCUCGCACCCUGGCUUUUUUUCGCACCGUGCAAAAACCAAAAAGCACUUCAGCGACAUGCACUGUGCGAAAACAAAAAGGCACUUUGCACUGUGCGAUUUUUUGCGUUUUGCACCGUGCAAUGGGCUUGUUUGGGCUGUCGCUCGCACCCUGGCUUUUUUCGCACCGUGCAAAAACCAAAAAGCACUUCAGCGACAUGCACUGUGCGAAAACAAAAAGGCACUUUGCACUGUGCGAUUUUUUGCGUUUUGCACCGUGCAAUGGGCUUGUUUGGGCUGUCGCUCGCACCCUGGCUUUUUUUCGCACCGUGCAAAAACCAAAAAGCACUUCAGCGACAUGCACUGUGCGAAAACAAAAAGGCACUUUGCACUGUGCGAUUUUUUGCGUUUUGCACCGUGCAAUGGGCUUGUUUGGGCUGUCGCUCGCACCCUGGCUUUUUUUCGCACCGUGCAAAAACCAAAAAGCACUUCAGCGACAUGCACUGUGCGAAAACAAAAAGGCACUUUGCACUGUGCGAUUUUUUGCGUUUUGCACCGUGCAAUGGGCUUGUUUGGGCUGUCGCUCGCACCCUGGCUUUUUUUCGCACCGUGCAAAAACCAAAAAGCACUUCAGCGACAUGCACUGUGCGAAAACAAAAAGGCACUUUGCACUGUGCGAUUUUUUGCGUUUUGCACCGUGCAAUGGGCUUGUUUGGGCUGUCGCUCGCACCCAGACUUUUUUUGCACGGUGCAAACGCGAAAAAUCACUUUGAAAUUUCUGCCGUUUUUUUUCAAAAACAUAAAAUUUUGAUGAUUUAUGAAAAUUUCAGUUGUCAAAAACGACUUUUAAAGGCCGUUUUGAGUAUCUUAACUAAACUUUAAGCUGUGUAAAACAUAAUUUGAAUACGGAUUUUGCAGAUUUUCAUCUUUUUCAGGCGAUCAAUCAGAAUGUCCUCCAGUGUGCCCACGAAUCCGAUGUUCAGAAGGUCGUCUCUUGUCUGAGCACAUGUAUAUUCCCGGACAAGACCGAAUACCCUAUUGAUGAGACCAUGGUGGGUUGUUUUACUUGAUUUCUUGGAGAAAUUUUUGGAUUUUUUGGAUUAUAUUAUCCAUCAGACAUCUGAUGAAAAAACUUGAAAAUUGAAGAAAUUGUUGGUAAAAUGAUAUCGUUAUGAGUCAACAUGCUGUAUAUAGUAGAAUGAAGGCAUGAUGAGAAUUUUUUGCGUUGUUUUUGAUAUAAUUCUCACCUUAUUUUACCUAAAUUUAGGUCCAUAAUGGCCCCCCGCAUGACAGCAAUUUCGGAUAUUCGUAUGCGAAGAGAAUGAUCGACGUCCUCAACAAAGGCUAUGCGCAAGAUCACGGCCGAAAGUAAGUGGUAUUUUACAAAAAAAAAAAAAAAAAAAAAAAAAAAAUUUUUUUGAAAUUUUGAAAAUCGUAUUUCAGAUACACCUCGAUCAUCCCGUGCAAUGUUUUCGGUCCCAACGACAAUUAUAACCUCGAAUCUGGCCAUGUUAUCCCCGCCCUAAUCCACAAAGCCUAUUUGGCCAAGAAAAAUGCGACUCCAUUGACGCUAUUCGGCUCCGGAAAGCCCCUCAGGCAAUUCAUUUACUCCAUCGAUUUGGCUCAUCUGAUCUUAUGGGUCAUGAGAGAGUAUAUUGUAAGUUCAUUUUUGGUUUCGCACGGUCAGUUUGACCAUUUUGAACAUGUACAUGUUUCAUCGUAUAAAAUGUCACUGAUGAUUUUGGCGGGAAAAGGUUUAGAGAAUGUUGGAAUGCAAUUUUGAGGAAAAAUGAGUGAUAUUUAAGAUUUUUGUGGUCUGAUAUGCUCUAAAAUACGAUAUUGUUUUAGGAGGUUGAACCAAUCAUCUUGUCCGUCGACGAAAAGGAUGAAAUCUCGAUCGCUGAUGCUUUCAAUCAUGUUGUGAAAGCGUCCGGGUUUGAGGUGAGUAAUGCAAAAGAUUUUGUAAAAUACGACAGCGUUUUUAUCGGGUAUUGUUUGGCAGGCUGCGCCCUACAUAACGAAAAAAAUAUAUUGAAAAUUUUUGAAAAUAGGUAUUAUUGAGUCUCAGUGACUUGUAAAACGAGAAGAAAUCCAAAUUUUAAAAAAUUUCCCGGAAUUUGAGAACCGCAGUCUGCGCCCUGGCUUGAUUUCAAAAUCAAGAUUUUUUGGUGGUGCUGCCAAAUUUUGAGUCUCUUAACACAAUUUUGACAAAAAUUUUGAAAAAAUUUUAGGGUGAGAUCGUGCAAGAUACGAGCAAAGCCGAUGGCCAGUACAAGAAGACCGCCUCGAACGCCAAACUCCGCAAAUAUUUGCCGGAAUUUGAGUUCACCCCAUUCGAAGAGGCCAUCAAAACUUCGGUUCAGUGGUUCGAAGAGAACUACGAAACCGCCCGAAAGUAA